AUGGCGCUGUCAACUGGUGAGACUGCUUAUUUUACAGUGCAUGACAUUGAUCAAAUCUCAGACGACAGCUGCUACACCACCGAAUGCCUGUACCAGGCGCAGUGUGAUCCAGGCUAUUACGCUGUGGAGAAUAACCCCUGCUACAGCGACGAUGUCUUUCCGGCCUGGCGUGAGCUUCACUGCUGUCGCCAGCAAAGGAACAUAAACGGAUACCUGCGAGGCUUUGAGGCAACUCAUGGGAUCAUCGACGGCAAGCUCUUCUAUGCUUCCUGCUGUGCAACGUGCUAUCCUGGUGAGGUUAUCGUCGGCUGUCAUGCCUACUUUGCUGGGGUCUGCCAGACCUGUGCGGCUGGCAGGUUCAAUCCGACUGGAAGCCCUGGAAGCAGUUGUGAGGAAUGCCAGCCCUGUGAAGCGGGCAAGAUUCGCCGCGGCUGUGGUCCAGCAACAGCCGGGCUGUGUGUGGAAUGUGAAGCUGGCAGCGAGUUCAAGACCAUAGGGCUAGAAGGUGCUUGGACAGACACGUGCCAGGCAUGUGAGAGCUGUCCAAGAGGGCACGUGCGCGUCGGCUGUGGCGGGGCUGAUCCGGGUUAUUGCUCACCCUGCGUCGGGGGCAGCUUCUUUGCGGCGCCCUUCUGUCGCACCUGCUUCACGUGUAUCCAGGGCGAGCGCCGGGGCUGUGGUGGGCAGCAGAUUGGUGUGUGCACAGAUUGCAGGUCGGGCCGCUACGAGGUGGCCAAUACCGAGGGCGCAUGUUUGGACUGCGAAACGUGCUCGGAAGAUGAAGCAGAGAUGAGCGCGGACGGCUUCCAAGUGUCCGGUCCGUGGGUUCGUGUGGGAUGCGGGGCUGCUGCCACCGGCAAGUGCGUGCGUAUGGCAGCCCAGCUGAACUUGGAGGGCGUCACCAGAUGUCCAACCGCAGCUGACCCGGAAGCACUCUGCGAGGGUGCAUCCGUGUCGGCCCGGUGGACAAUGCAUGGCUUGUCUCUGUGGCAACUAGAUGCAGAAUACGGAAAUUGUACCGCCGAGGCGAGCCUCUGUCUCUCCGGAUUCUGGCGGGUAGCGCUGUACCGACGCGAGAUCGACAACUUCGCCGGCGCAGAGGUGGCCGAGCUCGGGGACUGGUUCUCCGCGGAGCUGGAGCAGGAGUCUUCUCUGGAUGCUCCCAACGCUGUGCUCAUGAAGAGAGGGCUCCAGCUGCCUAGCGGCCUGCCCGAGGCUUCCGGCUACUUCCUGAGGGUGUUCUUCUUCGAUGCCGGCGGGAGCUGCUGCGCGGGGACGUCCGUGGCUCCGCUCUUCGCCGACUCGGAGGACCUCAGCCUGGCCGGCCACCUCCUGGACGUGCAGGCUGCGGUGGAUGUGGCUGCGGAGGACAUCUCCUCCGGCAGCUGGCAGGCUGCACAUACUUUGCUGAGUGACACCUGUGCAUCGCACACUGGUGACAUCGAGGGGACCUGGGAAGCAUGCGAACGGAGCAAGGCACUGCAACUGGGCUUGCCUGCUGGUCAGCGCAGCUUGCUGCCUUUUGCGUUGCUGCACUCCUCCGGCAGUGCCGACAUCGCCGCGCUGGGCGCCGCCUUCCCCGUCAAGGAAGCUGGCGAGCGGCUUCUGGACAUGGAGCAGAUCCACGAGGUGAUGGUGCAGCUGAUUCCGCCCAAUCUGACCGUGUGGCGGUCCCUUGUUCAGCCCUUGUUUGCUGCACCGGAGCGCCUGCUCUCGAACAGCACUUCCAACGGGACUGGGCCCAGUUCCCCAAACGCCACUGAAGAGCCCUCGGGUGAGGCGAAUGAAAGCCAUGGCAACGCAAGCAGCAAUGCAAGUGCUGCCAGCGGAAGCAAUGCGAGCAACAGCAGCAACGCGACCGCGGAGAGUGGCACCACGAGUACCACGAGCACGACCGCGGGCCCAGUGUUGCUGGACUUCACGGAGGAGAGUGCCGAGGCCUUGCUGGAACAGCUGAAGCGUGAAGCCCUUCAGGCAGCAGCGGGGGCCGAGGCUUUGAGGGCUCAGUGGCAGUCCGAGGUGUCGAGCUGUGUGCAGCUCUUGGCUCCUAAGCUGCGGGAGUUGCAGGAGAUCGACAAGCUCCUGGGUGAAAGCGCCGAGGCUGCCGGCUUCAGCGUCGUCCGGAUGGCGCAGGCAGUAACUUGGAAGCUCCGAAAGGAGCUCCAAGACUUGGUCAAUGCUACAGACCUUGUGGAGAAGGAGCAGAAGAGCAUCGAUGUGUUACAGAGGAUCGGCUCAAUGGCUUUGAUGAUGUUGGGGACAUGGGGCCAGUCCUGGUAUCAUGGCCUUGAGUGGCGGUUGCUCGUGCAGGUGGAUUCGGCAGCCUGGCCGCCUAGCAUGAUGCCCCCUCUGGGAGGCGGCUUAUCAAUGCCAGGGGCCGUGCCGAUCGCCGACACACGCCAGCGAGUCUGGGAGCCCUUCCUGGAGGUGGCCGAGAGCUGGUUCUCCUUCGCAGAGGAGCUUCGACUGGAGCUGGAGAACCAAACAGACUUCGGAACCUCGGCGCUGAGUCGCCUCUUGCCGAUCAUGCAUGGAGCUGUUGACCAAGUCGCAGCCUUCACGGAGGAGGUGUUGGAACCCUAUGCCCGGGAGGGUUCCAUGCUCUUCGCGGGGCCUUUGCCAAAUAUAUCUCAGCCAGCAAGCUGUGGCAACCGUGGUUGGUGCCUGUCCUUUGUGGCACGACAGGUCUCGGAAGAGUUGGCGCUCGAGGAUGCUUGGGACGGUUUUGGUCCGCAAGCAGUGCGUCCGUGGAUUGAUCCUCGCGUCGAGGACUUGCGGCUGAAGAGAGCCUCCACUGAGAUCCUACAGAUGGCCUGGGGCAGAAUACGGAUUUUCGAGGAGCUGCUGCUGCAAGUGAUAGACGUGCGGGACAUACAGAAGGAGCCAAGCAUUUCUGCAGCGGCAUCUGCCCAGUCAACACACAUUGCAGCGCACAUCGAUGUGAUCUUGCAGUGGUCCAAGUGGUCCAACAUGAGUAGUUCGGCAGGUAGUGACCGACCCGAAGCAGCCUGGCACUGGCACGAGCUCCGCAAGCUGCGCUCAGCACUGGACCUGAGCCGUCGCUCGGCGGCCUUGUUGGCGCGGCGUCGCCUGAGUCGCUUGGAGCUUCUGACUGCUUGGGUUUCGGGACAGCGUGACGACGGCUACAGCACCGGCCCAGCGACAUGGAGUUGGCGCCAGCCUUGGUCCCCUUGGAGCCUGCAUUCUGCUGGUAGUCCGGCUAUGGCUCUUUUCGAUGCCUCGGCUGCAGCCGCCGCAAAGCUUGAGGCUGCCAUCGGUGACCAGGAGUUGCAUGCCGCCACGCGCGCACAGGCAUACCUCAGAAUUGACAUUAGCUCCGAUCUGCAUCCGGUCGCUUAUGCUGGAUUGGUUCAAACAGGAAGUGCGAUGCUGCGACUUAUGGCGCCGGCAGGGCGGGAUCACAUGAUGAUGCAUUCGGACGCCAAGGCCUUCUUGAUUUCACUGCCAGCAUCACAGCUUCCAGAUCCGUUACAAGCUGGGGCAGAAACCGGCGAAGCUCCUUCUGGAGCUUUUCCGCAGCCCCACGUGGAGCUCCGGUUGAAGAGGUUGUCAGGUGCCUUUGAUGCAGCGGACACCUCCGUAGAGCCUCCCCAGGAAGGAACCCUUCCUUUCGUGACGCGGCAUGACCGUGGCACUUGCAUGCCACUGGCACAAAUUCAAGCUGAGAAAGCACCCGAGAUAGUUCCGGCUGCUUUGCUGCCGUUGGACGGCUUUUGGGUUCUGACUGCCCGAGAUGGGACGACAGCAAGGUUGCUUCAGAUCGAUGAGGGCACGGUGCUUCGCCUCUUGUUCGAGAUUGAUGUUCCCGACGGCACUCCACCAUGGCCGCUGUUGUCGGACACUCGGGACGUCUUGUACAAACUGCCGGAAGAUGGGCUGUGCAGCGGUCUGCGACCAAUCUUCGGCUCAGCACCAGAGACAUCAACUUUCCCUCCUACGACCCGCACCACCCUCCACACACAGACCGCUACCACCAUCCCCCUCAUUCCAACCACCAGCCGCCAGGGUGUUAUAAUUGUCGAAGAGGAGGAGGACCUUGUCUUGGCGCCAAAGCGCUCCACUUCCUUAGCACCGGGAGCGGCUCCUGAGCCUUGGACUCCUCCGAUUUGGUUCUAUGCCGUUCUCUUCUUACUGGUGCUUGGUGCCAUGGUGUUGGCCGUCCGGUGGACUUUCAAGUACCAGCGCCGGCGCAUCCAGAACGCGGGGAAGAUUGUACCCGAGGCCUUGCAGGAGGAGGGGAAGGUGCCGGUCGAAGAGGGCACCUCGCAGGCAACACAGGAGGCUGCACCCACCAUCUUGACAAAGGAUGGUAGUGCAUUGCGCGAAGCCGCGGCCGUCAAAGCCUCAGAAAACCCUUACUUGGCCAUGGCCAAAAAGUCGCCGAAAAAGAUGGCAUCCCGGAAGAGUGGCUCGUGGGAGAUAUCGGACACACCCCGAGAGGAUGAUCCCAAGAACGAGGAUGAGGACAACAAGUCCUGGUCUGAAGCAUCCACCCCGGAGGGCUCAGAUGCAGAGGAGGGCGGCUCCAGCAGCCACAGCAGCCUGCAUUCGCCGUCUUCCAGUUCUGGAGAUUCCUCGUCUGGUCGGAGUCGAUCAGUUAGCCCCCGCACCGCACUUGCAGCCAAGGCGCUCGGAGCGCACGCGCAGAACUUCUCACCCGAUGCCUUGACAGCAGGGGCGCUGCGAGCCCAUGCGCAGGAUUUCUUGCCCGAUGCGAGGGCAGCCCAGGCUUUGGAGGCCCAUGCGAAGAGCUUGGCCUCCUCUUCCACCGGCCCGGCCCCGGCCCCGGCCCUCCCGGUGGUGCCCCCGGCAGAGGUGCGUCUGCAGGGCUCCAAGCACUCCAAGAAUUCAAAGAGCUCGGGGGAGUCCGCCGUCAGAGACGCAGAAGCGCGGCCGGAGGAAGAGAAGGAGGGCGCCGAGGCCAGGGGCGUCCAUGCCGAGGCGGGGGAUUCAUGGAUCCCGGGUGGCAACCUUGGAUUUUGCUUGCGCCUGCAGGUGCAAGGAUGA
Symbiodinium necroappetens is the source of this 5028-nucleotide messenger RNA. NCBI's taxonomy places the organism in Eukaryota, Dinophyceae, Suessiales, Symbiodiniaceae. The record is from the annotation of a GenBank genome assembly.